CUUUGCCAUUGUCAGAUUGUGUUCUUGUGCCUCUGGUUCGCCCUUGAUCUGGCACUAUACUUCUGCCCACGGUAAGAAAGCGCUUUGGACAGAUGUAGUGUUCAGAAUCUAAGAAGCAUCUCAUCUGUGUACUCCUCAAAAAUUGACACAUGGACUUGCACUCGGGUAAAUUUUGAACCCUGGAUAUUUCCUGUAUUGGGCUCCGGACGAUUUGCCCCUUGCUCUUAUAUGGUAAAAACUAUAUCUUCUCUGACUUUUUUUAACCGAGCUAAUAUAUAUAUUUUUUAUUUUAAGAAGUAUUUUAUAUGUACUAUACCUAAAUUCGCUUUACAUGAACACUUUCAUACAGAUGAAACAUGUGACGCAUAUAAUCCUGCGUAAAUCGCUCAGAUGAAACCCGGCUGGUGUAGCUGUUUUCGAUUUUUUUUCUUUGCCUUGCUGAUUUUCUAACAACUAUCAACGAAGAUUCAACACAUUUUAUAGCAGGCAAAAUGAGCUACUCUACAUGAAAUUUGUUUAGGUGAAGCCAAUACAUUCCUAUUUUUAUCGCACAAUGAGCUAUUCCAAAAAUUCCAUAUUCAGAGCUAGCCCUACCCUGGGUUCCAGAGCAUAUAUUUUUCUUUUUAGGUAUUUUGAGACCGGACUAGCCCCAGGUUUUUGGCGGUUUUUCAAAAUGGCUAUUAUCAGAAGCAAAGUCAAGUGGUCUUGCUUGAAAAGGACUCCUAAAGUAAUUUUGAAACAGCAUGCAACGGACGAACUUACGUAGUCAGAAGGAACACAGUUUGGACUAGAAUGGGAUGUUUAUAGUUUGAUCGGUUUUGUUCUGUUCGUGGAACAAAUCAUAGCUUUUAUAAUUUUUUUCUUGGUUCUAUCUUUUAUUUUGCUCAAGUUAUUCAGAGUUGAAGGCGGGGCUUCCACCGGGGUCCCUCCUCGGGCCACUGUUGUUUAAUAUAUUCAUUAAUGACUUGAAUUAUGCGGUCCCGGACGUGUCUUUGAGAUUAUACGCGGAUGACACGACUCUGUAUGCAUCAGAUGUCUCUCCCAUUGCCCUGCAAUUUGUUGUGAACCGGGCUCUCAGCCGCCUGUCGGAGUGGUUCGAUGCAAACUAUUUGUUGAUAAACAAUGCCAAGACGCAAGCCCUUCCGAUCGGUCCCUGCAAGUACGAUUUUGACUUAACUUUGAAUGGUUCUGGCGUUACUAAACUUCUCUCUAUUAGAAUCUUGGACAUGGAACUUGAUAGCAUGUUAAACUUUAUAGAACAUAUUUCUAGUCAGCUAAAAAAAGGCGUAUGCGAAGACCGGCGCACUUAGGAGAAUUAGGCAUUUUGUACCUAUGGAUGUUAUGCUAGCAUUAUACAAAUCUUUCAUUUUACCAAAUCUAGAAUACUGUGGUCCCCUCCUGUUAGGGAUGGGGAAAGUCCAGGCGAAUAAAAUUGAAGACGCCAAUCAUUAUAUAUUUAGGACUCUGACAGGGCACGGGAAAUCAUUGUCUUACCAAGAGCUCUUAAAUAUAUGUAAGUUGGACACUUUAGAGUGUAGGAAAAAGUAGCAAUCUCUGAUCCUAUUAUUUAAAUGCAUUAGGAAUAUAGGGCCAAAAUACAUUAGAGACUUUUUUAGCGUAAGAGAAACGUCUUACAAUUUAAGAGGAAAUGGCAUUUAUCUUUGGGUUCCCCAGAAAUUUAAUCUUAAUUUUAUGAGGAACUUUUAUUAUUGUUAUUAUUAUUUUUUUAAUACUAGAUUUUUAUUAUAAUUGUAGAUUUAAUGCACGUUUGUAUUUUGAACGAGCACUUGUGCUCUUAGACGAUAAUGUGGGUAAAUAAAUUAUUGAUUGAUUUUGUGAAGCUUGCUGGAUAGUCUUUAAUUUAAGGCUUAUUAGCUUGUAUAACAAACAUGAAAAUAAUUUUCAUGUGACCCAGAUCUUUAGCUGUCUUUGAUUGAGCUAAAAGAUCUUUUAAUGAGCUAGUCCAGGAUCCUCUGGAUCUUGUAGGUAAGUGAAUUCAUUCAAGAAAGUUGGAAAUUUUAUUCUCUUCAGAAUCACAAACAGAAUGAGUGAGGUAGAAAAUGAUUUAAAGGUGGCGGAUGAGUUGCAUGAAAAUGGAGAAGCACAGAAAGUGUAUGACAUGCUGAUCAAAUACAAAGACUUGCAAAAUGCAGAAGUUGAGUGGCGAUUGGCAAGAGCCUGCAGAAUAUUACCCAUGGCUGAUUCAGAAAAGAAAAAAAAAGCAUUUGCAUAUGAAGCUCAUGAACAUGCUAAGUUGGCUUUGAGCUUGGAUGACAAAAAUGCUGCCUGUCACAAGGUAAAUUGUAUGUGAUGCAUUGUUGACCAACCAUGAGGUUACCCUGUGUUCCAGAGGAUAUUUUUUUUCUUAUCGAUACUGAUCAUUCGCAGCGAAGCCACAUCAACAAGGGGCGAGGCGCUCUUAGGUAUUUUGAGAAUGGACCUACCUCUGGAGCUAGGGUACCAUGAGGUCAAGGUGGGAAGGAAUGUGUGACAAAGCCCUAAGAAUGUCUGGGUAGGAGGGUAUAGAGCCAUUAACAGUGUUUUAGCUCUGGAGCCCUCAGUGGUAAGUAAAAACCUGGAUUAGCACUUAAUAUCCUCUGAACAACCCAGACGCCUGUUUCACAAAAGUCCUGAUAAUAAUAUUAAUAGGCCUGGAAAUCUGUUGUUAUUUUACACAGGGUAGAAGUUUCGAUCGUUUUGCAGAUAACAUGAUUAACUAUCAGUAAGCAAAACAAAAUGGACUAGCUAGUUUGUCAGCUAAGACUUGCUCUUUUAUUCUUUAGACUAUGAUUUACAUGUUUGAUUUUGGACCCAAAAAGUUGCCUGGACUAAUUAUUUGAGAAACAGGCCCCAGGCGUGGACGUCUUAGAACCUCUCUUCUGGUCUGAAAAUUAGGAGAACAGUGCAUUAUACACUAAAUCACCAUACAUUCAUUUGUUCUGUUUUCAUUUACAGUGGUUUGGAAUUUCAGUCUCACUUGUUGGUGACUACUUAGGAGCAAAGUAUAAAUUUGAGAACUCAACCACCGUCAAGGAACAUUUAGAGGUGAGAUUUCUGUAUUCAUUAACUUCAUCCCUUCUAUAAUCAGUGGUAGAGAGAAAUGCCCAUUUUUGACAUUGGAAAAAAUAGCUUAAUAUAAAAGAGGCACAUUUUGACAAGUGGUAAGUAUUUUGGCAUUUAAUUUGUAGGCCAGUAGGUUUUUGUAUAGGCCAUGCCAAUGCUUUUCUCCUUCAACAAGCAAGUAAUUAGUACAGCUAAUCCAGCCAGGUUUGCAAUUGGCUUUAUAUAGACUGUAAUCUCAGGGGGGGAUCCAGGAUUUUUUUUAGGAGGGGGUGCACUCGUCUCUUGCUCUACUUCGACACCAAUAAACCACAUAGAGCAGAAUACCAGUUUUAUUAGAAAAUCGCAGGUCAUCUUGGGGGGGUGGGGAGGUGCGCACCCCCUGCACCCUCCCCCUAGAUCUGCCCCUGAAUCUAGUGACGGAAUACCACUGUCUCACCCGAAUUUUAAAACUUUAACAUCCCUGGGCGACCGUGCUGUCAUUGCUUCGGUGCCUAUCUAAACUCUGGAACGAUUUACCUCCAGAAAUUGGAAUUGUCAAAUUUUUUGACACUUUAAAAAAAAAUUUAAAGAUGCAUCUUUUCAGUAAGGCUUUUCAUUCUUAGUUAGGUUUACUUAAUACCUAACACAACUAUAUUAUUUUCAUUUAUUUUUAGCAAAACUUUUAAUGACGUACCUUUUAGUAAGGCUUUUUACCUAGCCUUCCUUUAAGGUUUCAGUAAGAGACGGGUUAUAAAAUGGCCUGGGUUUUUCCAUCGUUGUCGAAUCGCCCUCUGCUCUUUAAAGCGCAUGUCUGUACUGGCGAAAUAUCAUGUGAUAUCUUAUUUAUCAUUUAGUUAUUUUUAUUUUGUGUAUUUUUGUAAUGCGCAGUUGAUCAUCCCGUCAUGAAACUGCGCAAUAUAAAUUCUAAAUUAUAAUUGUAUUAUUAUUAUUCUUAAUAUUAUUAUUAUUAUUGUUAUUAUUAUUUUGGUACAAAGUACUUGCUUGUUACUCUUAUUUGCAGGAUUACCCCCGGGGUAUUAGGUGUUCAGUAGUAGCUGGGUAAAAACGGACAGCAACAGUAACAACAAUGACAUUUUAAUGAAACUGUUUAAACAUUAAUUUUGAUGCAACCUAUAAUUAUUUAUUGCCUUUUUCAGGAACAUCAGCCUCAUCUAGAAAAAUUCAUUUGAACACACUGACAAAACCGGAAAACAGUUUCUUCUCCAAAAAAUUAUUGUCUUGAAUGAAGCAGCUUCUUUUGCAAUGGAGACGUUAUCACUCAGGCAAAAUGUCCCCAGAGCCAAGAAACGAUAAAAGGCAGUUGUAUUCACAGGCUACCAAUAAAUAAGCUUCAGUAACAAAAACCCCUUUGUCCAUGUGCUUACAGAUUGUAUUAGUUAAAAGGUGACUUGUUUUACACAGAUAAGCUCCUGGGCCUCAGAGGCAAUAUGGUACUAAAUAUGUUUUUAAUUACCUUUAAACAGAAAGCGGCAGAAUUGGAUCCAAAAGAUCCCAUCUGCCAGCAUUUCCUUGGUAUCUGGUAAGUAUCAUCAUUAAUUUUGUUAACUCAUAGCCAUAUGUGUGUAGUAGCGUUUUUCAUAAUAUUUAUAUUUUAUAACAUUCAGGUACUUUAACUUUGCUGAAAUGAGCUGGCCUACCAGAAAAUUUGCAAAGAAAAUCCUUGGGUCGCUACCAACAUCUACAUAUCAAGAGGUAAGGAGCUCCAGGCGGGGGGGGGGGGCAUUGGAAUUGUGGUUAAAAAUUAUUUAAGAACAUUGUAUAAGAAUUUUGAAAUGAUAUUUGAUCUGCCCAAGUUUUUGUGAUCUAAAUAGUUGUCUGCUUUUGUUUCGUCUUCCUUUACUGAACAUUCGGUUUUCAUUUUUUUAAAACAAGGAGAGUGGUUUCUCAGUUUUGCAGUUAUCUGUUUCUCUGUCUUUCCAGGCUUUGAAAUGGUUCAGUCACGGAAAGCUACAAUUUUUGAACAGUUUCAAGGGCAUUCAUAAGUUUUUUUGUAAAGUACAUUGAGAUUUAUGAAUAUCUGGGGCACCCAUCAACUGUCUUCUGUAAAUUAUCUCUUCGGAGAAGCAAAUAUUGCUUAGAAUUUUCUAUUACUUGAGGAGGGCUAAAAAUAUUGCUAGAUGACCGUUCCAUUCAUGUACAAUUUUCGAAGCUCAUCAAAUACAUUUCCUGCGAUUUUCUGGAGUUUGAUUUUUCACAUUUCAUUCCCCAGGUUAGGCUAUUUUGUGUACGAAAAAGGAAACCUAAAAUUUUCGGAUUCAAAAAUGUGAUGGAGAGAGGAAUCAAAAAAUUAAUUUUCUUUUUCGCGAUGCGCUAAAUUACAUCUAUUAUACUACUACAUGAGAAAUUUCUGCAAUUUGAUUGGCUUAGAGCAGUGGUUUUUCAGCUUAAUUUGAAAUACCACAUGUGAAAUUACAAACCGUUUGCAGGUAGUAGUAUAAACAAAUAAUAGCAUGAUUUGUACGUGAUAUUUGGCAAAAAUACCACUCGUGGUAUUUCAAAAUUGUCUCAAAUUUCACUCGCAAUUACGUAUAACAAUUUCGAAAUAUCACUCGUGGUAUUUAUGCCAAAUAUCACUUCUAAUCAUGCUAUUACCUAUACAAAUAUUACGAAAUAAUACUGAAGCCCUUGUAAUUUCGAAAAGCCUCAAGUUCCCUUAGGAUCACCAAACAGUUAGAAAUUUUAUGGCGCCACUCAGAAUGCAUUUCUAGAGGUCUUGAAAUACUCUAGAUAGCCUAAAAAGUGUUUUCAAUGAAUUUUGGGGGAAACUAGCCUGCGUAGCUGGCGGUAUUGUGUAGUAGUCGAGUGAGAUUUGGCGGCGGAGCCGUUGUAAUAUAUUCGAGUGAGAUUUGACGGCGGAGCCGUCACUCGUCCCUACUCCCUUUUUUCGGAACACGGCUCCGCCGCCAAAACUUAAAUCUCGAACCCACAAAAUACCGCCAGCGACGCAGGCUAGGGGGAAACCGUCGUUUAGUGCCCCUGGAAUAUGCCCCUUUUCUCGUUUUUUUUUCGUGUUAGUAUUCAUUUAGUAUUCAUCGGUUUUUAAUGUACCUUUGUGUUGGUUGUCGAUUUUUAUAGGCUGUGAUAUUCCUUUCUUAGAGGGGUGUUUUAUAAUAAUUAUAGUAUUAAAAAACAAAACGAAAGAAAAAACAGUUGGAUGAUAACUUUGUAAAAGAAGCGAAAAAACUUGUUAAGUCACACAAAUAAGCCAAUCAAUUUUACUUUUUGGGAUUACCGUGUCAGGUGGCGCUUUUCAAAACUACAAAAAACCUUGGUUCGCGCACAAGAGCUAUUUUAUAAAAAUAUGAAACAGCCUGAUAGUUUCCUUUUUUUGAGGCAUCCACUCUUUUACCUUUAAUAUUGAAGGAAAAUAAAUUCUUUCUAGGUAAUUUACAUAUGUGGUCAGUUUCAAGGGAGUAAUGGUCACGUAAUGGUACUCUAAAAGAACUUUAAAAAAAUAUUGCUGUAUUUAUCUCCGGUCCGUCUGACCGCCAAUUUUUUUUCUCCCUUUAACAGGCGUUAGAACAUUUUCAGAAAGCUGAAGAGAGUAAGUAUGGAAAUAGUUAAAACGCAGGGUCGGGGCCUGGGUCGGGGUUGGGGAUCUAUCUUUUUUUUAAAAGAAUGCUCUUUUACGGUUAGGAUUAGUGUCAACCCUAACCCUAACCCCUGGAGGACACUAGACUAUUUCCUCAUAAGAGGUUGGGACUGAGGAAACAAAACUGGACCACUAUUUUUGGAAUUCGGUUUAUGCAGAACACGUUUUAGCUUUUUAAAAAGAUUACAAAUAUCAUGAUGACACAGCCCAUUUACGUAAGUGUCCAACUUAAAACCUCAAACUUGGUGCCGAAAGAGAUCAAAAGAAAGCGAACAUAUUUUACCAGUCCCUUGGCCCUUCUUUAUGUCAAAGAUCCACUGUAUAGCUUACGUUCGCAAGAAUUCUUGUUUAAAAAUCUAAAAUGUCCUUCAUUUUGUUCGGAUUCUUGUUUGUCAACAAUUACCCAUACCAUUUCAAUUUCUAUUUUCGUGGUCUGUUCUAACAAAUUUCUUGCCUAAAGUUUAUCUUUCGAAUGUAAUAUCAUAGUUACGCGAGUAUAAACAAUAGCUUGAUUCUUGCGCUGGGGAUAUCAAACAGCGUUUGCAGGAUGCGGUGCAGUGCUUGAAGUCCAUGGGACUGGGCUCCCGGCAAAAGUUACUUAGCCUGUAGAACUGGCGCAUUUUUUUCGCGUUUUUCAGGCGAGCACGAAGCGGACGUGGAGCGCGAGACACGCUCGAUGGGGGAAGUCGUAGCCUGACAAGACAACCGACAUUUCGCGAGGUCACCACUUUUUUCCCCGCGAAAUGACGUCUGAGAGACGAGCGCGGAAAUUCCAUACUGAUGACGUGUCACUACCCAGACCUGGGCAGUGCUUCUGAUUGGCUGAAGCAAAUUUCCCCCCCCCCCCGGCACGAGUAUUGCGUCAUCAGUAUGGAAUUUCUGCGCUCGUUUCUCAGACGUCCUUUCGCGGGGAAACCAGUGGUGGCGUCGGGAAAUAUCGGCUGCUUUCUCAGGCUAGUGAAGGCGCGGAAAAACAAUAGUGCGUGAACAGGCGUUAUUUUUCCGCGCCUUCCCCAGCGCUCCACGUCCGCUUCGUGCUCGCCUGAAAAACGCGAAAAAAUAGUGCCAGUUCUGCAGGCCAAAAAUGCAGGAGACAUAUUAAUUUACUCUUUUUUUUGUACGCACUAGUGGAACCAAACUUCUCUGGUAAAAAUGAUCUGAUGCUCGGAACAGUAUUUCUUAGAAUGAAAAAAAUGGACGAAGCAAAGAAAUGGCUGGAAAAAGCUACCCGUAGUUUUUGCAAGACAGUGGAAGAUCUGGAGGUAGGUGCCAUAAAUUUCUUCGCUUCUUCAUCUUUCCCUCCUGCUCCUUUGUAUUUUUAAAAAAGGGUCCUCUUGGAAGCAAUUUUUUUUCUCCUUUCUUUGACGAAUCUCAUGUAAUUGUUUGGGUGUCACCCAAAUAGAGUUUUCGAGAUCGCUUGUUUUGAUUCAAAGUUGCAAUAGACACGCAAUACGUGCGAACGUAAACAGGCCACGCGAACGACUCGUACAAGGUAAAAAUAUAUGCCAGAAAGAAAGCUCUGCUAGCAGAGUACUUGAUCCCACUCUCACGAUCUCAAAACCCUUGCAACAAAGAAACACAAUUUUCAACAAAGAAAUUUAAAGCGAUGAACAUGUUAAAGCUACGCAAAGAUAAUUUUCAAUUUGGAGGACAAGAUAAACUUAAUCUGAAGCUUAGGGUAUUUUUUACCUCACCUUAAAACCGGACGGUUUUUUCAGAAAAGUGGAAGUAUUAAAUCCAGGGAUUAAAUCUGUCAAAAAUAUUUGGAAUUUAAAACGGGUUUGGAUCUCACCCAAGAGUUUGAGCGAGUUUCAUGCCUGCUGUAAGGUGUUUGCGUUCGUGAGGAAUGACUUUUUAAAUGUCAUAUUACAGGAAACGUGCUCUGUUUUGACUUACGAUUAUUCGCUUAGCAGGGUUAAUUUUUUUGGGGGGGGUGAGCACACAGUCGACCUCAAGUUUAUCAGCUAUUACUAUCACGAGUUAUUGACGUAAAAUAUGGUUGCUGUACCUUUAGGGGAAUGACAUGCAAUGAGUGGCCAUAUAUAAAGUAUUUCGGCAGCUUGAUAAUUUAUUUUAGCUAAUUGAUCUUAGCCUAUUUAUCUUAUGAAAUAUGGGUCGACAUAGAAAAAUGCGAGUCUAACGAAGCACUGAGAUUACGCUCUACUUUAACAGGCUUAAUAUCAAUAGUGCCAACACGGACAGAACAGUGACAAAUUUUCCUCAACUGUUGUCUCGAUCCGAUAACAAGAAAUUCAGUCUUGUCAUCGUUGAUCUUUAGUUUGUCCCGGUAGAUCCAUUUACGUAAAUUACUAAUGCAUCGCUCCAUGGCUUCCAAUGCCAUCGCUUGAUCCGUAGGACUGUUAGGAUCGAAAGACAAGUAAAGUUGCGUGUCGUCAGCGAAGCAAUGCGCAUUCGGCAGGUGGUCUUGUACUAUCUCAAAGAGCUUGGAGGCGUAAACCACAAACAGAAGCGGGCCGAGAAAGCUGCCUUGUGGGACACCAAAACGCAGAUCAAAGCUAUCAGAUGUAGCUCCCUCAAACAAAACACGCUGGCUGCGUCCCGACAAAUACGACGAGAACCACUCUAAAGCCUUCCCGCCUAUACCAAAAUCAGUCGCUUGACCACUUAUACGUCAAUAUACGCUCCCACGUCUUGUUGACUAAUUAACAAGUAAUUAUGGAAACUUUCACCUGAAAUGUUGCCACAAUUAACUUUAAGAUGCUCUUAAAAUAUUUUUCUUUCACAAAAACACCCUCUUGCAUUUUUUUCUAUCCUUAGGCGCAGCGUGAGGCUCACAAGAUGUUGACGACGAUUUUUUAAAAGCAAAAUGUUUACCUUCCAGCGGCAUAAAUGAAUACCUCCACCAAGUGGACACGUUAGUCUGGUGCAGUCCAGUCCGCUCAUGGAAGGUUCAAAUUUUGAAUCUGUUACGUCAUUUUAAAUAUCCCAUUAAAUAUGAGUAAUUU
Porites lobata is the source of this 9621-nucleotide messenger RNA. The record is from the annotation of a GenBank genome assembly. NCBI's taxonomy places the organism in Eukaryota, Metazoa, Cnidaria, Anthozoa, Scleractinia, Poritidae.